Messenger RNA from Mercenaria mercenaria, 4133 nucleotides. Its product is annotated as T-box transcription factor TBX10-like. The transcript is spliced from 8 exons. Gene Ontology annotation, molecular function: DNA-binding transcription factor activity, RNA polymerase II-specific; RNA polymerase II cis-regulatory region sequence-specific DNA binding. The coding region runs from base 343 to 1722 and encodes 459 amino acids. NCBI's taxonomy places the organism in Eukaryota, Metazoa, Mollusca, Bivalvia, Venerida, Veneridae. Gene Ontology annotation, cellular component: nucleus. Gene Ontology annotation, biological process: cell fate specification; positive regulation of DNA-templated transcription; regulation of transcription by RNA polymerase II. The record is from RefSeq and is a predicted model, not a curated record.
AUAAUAAUGACUGUUACACGCUGUGAAUACAGUUACAACACUUGCAAAAUGCCACGGAAUUUUAAAUAAAAUAGACGAGAAAACGUUUGAUAAUUCUGCAUGGGGCGGGAACAGAAUUUUUAGAGGAUACAUUAGCACUUGUCAGUACCUUAAAAUUACUUUUCACUAUCACUUUCUAAAAGUGUUUAUCGCCUCGGCUUCCAAGUUUCCAUUCUUACUAUCAGCACCAGGGACUUUGGGCUAUCAACACGUUCUGAGACUUUAGAAUUGUGCUAGAGACUUAAGACUAUCAUCACGGUGUACGGCGGCUUAUCUUGACGCCGGGUUUCCAUCAAUCGACACAUGGAUGUAGGUUCCAACCUCUCAAUGCGUGCCAAUGCUUUCAGUAUCAGCAGUCUGAUGUCCGGACCGCUGAGUGACUUAGGGCUUCAGGGUUUCGGAUAUCCCUUUGUGCCCCAACAGAGAAGCACGGAUUGUCAAUUUGACUGGGGACAAAAUGGUCCCUAUGGAAACGGAAUGAAAACAAUGGAAGCUUGCCUCAUGAAUGCUGGCACCGGACGUCCUUUGUACGACCCGGUGCGGCCCGAUCAACAGUUACCGGAAGCGGUUCCAAGGAAUAAUUUAACGGACUCCUUAUUAGAGAGCGGAAAGAGCACGGAUAUUAACCAAAAUAACUCAAAAUCACCGGAAUGUUCAAUGUGUGACAGUGACGGACAAGAUGAAAAUAGACCUUUAAAUUCAAAAUUAGCAAGUGUGUCAUGCCAGCUUGAAAUGAAAUCUUUGUGGGACGAAUUUGAUGAACUUGGUACAGAAAUGAUCGUUACAAAGGCAGGGAGGCGGAUGUUCCCGACAUUUCAAGUGCGACUUUACGGCUUGGACUGCAAUGCAGAUUAUAUGGUCAUGAUGGACUUUGUGCCGUGUGACGACAAAAGAUACAGAUAUUCUUUCCAUAGUUCAAGUUGGGUGGUAGCGGGCAAGGCCGACCCCUAUAUGCCCGGUAGGAUUCAUGUACAUCCCGACUCCCCAGCUAAAGGAUCACAAUGGACAAAACAGAUAGUCUCCUUUGAUAAAUUAAAACUUACCAAUAACCUGAUGGAUGAUAAUGGACAUAUAAUAUUGAAUUCCAUGCACAAGUUCCAGCCCCGAUUCCAUGUUGUUUAUGUAUAUCCAAAGGCGGAAGAUUGCUCAAAAUCACAGAAUUACAGAACAUUUCUAUUUCCGGAAACUAAAUUCAUGGCGGUGACGGCUUACCAAAAUCACAGAAUAACACAGUUGAAGAUAGCAAGUAAUCCUUUCGCUAAAGGUUUUAGAGAUGUUGAUCCUAACGACUGUAUGGUAGAUGUUUUGUCCCAGAUGUCGCCACAUGGCCAGCAGCGGAAUCAUAGCCGACCUAGUUCCCUGCAGAUGAUGGGAACUAGCAGAAAGGGAUCUCCAACUUCCAAAUCUUCAGAUGAGGGCAAGGACGGUCAGCAAACUGACGUUAUGGCAGCAUCAAGUUUCGCGCCAAAUUUUAAUCCCAGCAUGCGUCUUACUACUUCCUAUCCCACAGCAGAGACAUUUGCAUACGCCCAGUAUGCGCAUGACACGUAUCUAAUGGCAGCUAAAUCCCGACCUUCACCUUAUAGUCGGUCGAUGGACUACGCAUAUAGACCACCAAAUAUUAAAAUGUCAUACGGACAAAGUGCACCAUCCAGUUUUGGAUAUAAUUAUGACACCAGGUGAUUUUGUCCGUCAGUUCUGUGGAGUUAAAGGUCGCGUUGGUGUUGUUACUCAUUAUUGUGAAGACUGGCAUGGGUGUCAAAGGCCAAAGCGUCUUUGAUGAGGAUUAAACAUGUUUCAGUGAUUUUUUUUGGUGCUUUUUAGAGACAGUGCACGAUUUGUGAAGCUUAAAAGACACUACUGACAAUUGGAAAAGGAAUACAACACAUUUUCUUCAUCUGGAAUGUACAACAUUUGAACAUAAGUGGAACAUGUUAUUUCAUGAGUAUUUGUCUGAAGAAGUUAGUGCCUUUCUUCUAUAUUUAUAGAAUCAUGUUUGUAAAAUGAGGUAUAUUUUUGAAUUGAGAUGAUCUCUUUCAUGUGUAUUAUAAACAAUUUUAUUUUAUUAGUGUGUUAUCAGUAAUUUCAAAAUAUGAUCUAUUGAUUCCAUAAUUAUCAUGUUAUACGUUUGUAGUCCACUUGACCUUUGGAAUUGUUAAAUUGCAAUUUUUUCUUUUUUCACAAUUAGAAUUCUUGGUCACAUUUUCAAAACCAUUUGGUUGGAAGAUUUUGAUAGGAAAAAAAAUUAUACAAAUGUAUAUGAUCAAAGAGCUAUAAAAAUAAAUGUAUUUUAUACUUCUUUGAUAUGAUGUAAGAUUUUUGACUGACUGAAUUUUGAUGUUUUAUUGUCUACAAUAGAUAUACAUAUACAACUUAAAAAGAUAAAGCAAAGUUGUUUCGUGACUCUCUUGAGCUGGGUUCAAAGUUAACCCUUACCCUGCUAAAUUUCUAAAACGGACUGGUCCGUCAUUCAAUUUGGGCAAUACUAUUUAUUAUUCGAAGGGGAGUUUACUGAAAAUUUACUGACUGAAUAGCGAACAGUGCAGACCAUGAUCAGUCUGCACGGAUGUGCAGGCUGAUCUUGGUCUGCACUGGUCGCAAAGGCAGAAUCACUUGCCGCCAGCAGGCUAGGGGUUAAGAUAUUUCUUGCUCGCAAUAUACAGUGAAAAACAGUAUAAACGUAGCUUCCAUUUAUGGCAAAUAAUGUGUACUACCACUAAAGACAUGGAAGAUGUUUUAACAACAGACUGUUAAGGUAGUUCUGCACGUUUGGAUCAAAACUUUUUCUACAAUGUAGAAUUUUUUUUAAACUCUGAUUUUUCAAAACUUCAGAAUAUAUCUAAAUAAUUCAGCAAAUAAAAAGGAUAGGGUCGUGUGCUUGAUUUUUUGCUUGACUGAUUUGAAAAAUUUCGACCUCACGCAAUUUUUCAUAAUAGGAGUCUAUGGGAAAAUCAUAACUUUCAAAUAAUUUGCGCGAAUAGAAUUUUUUCUAUAAUGUAGAUUUUGAUGAAACUUCUCACAGUUGUAAAUAAACAUGUGGCCUAUAAUAUGGUGAAAUAAAAUGUAUAGGUCCUUGUGCUUAUUUUAAGAUAUUUGGAGAUGAUUAAAGUGAACCGAAUAUUUCACACUAAUUUUAAGACAUUAUUUGAAAUAUUUAACGUGUCAUAUGUUUUAAUAACAUAUUUUGACUUUAAAAAUAUAGUAACAGAGCCAUUGUAAUAAAUUUACUCACAAGUUGUCAUUAAUUCAUAAAAUGAUUUUCAUUUCCGUAAGCCGAAUCCAGGCUUUAUUCUACGUUUUCCGGAUAAAUGACGUUACGCCAUCACUUCCGGCUUAUCAAACGUGCAGAACCACCUUAACCACAUGGCGAUUAAUUUAUAUAUUUAGUAAAGUUAGGAUUUUCAACAUUAGAAACUGAAUAUAUAAAGAUGAAGUAUCUAGUAAAAGAUGUGUGUUGAAUAUCGUUAAGCAAAAUAUGCAGAAAUGCGCCAUUUUACAUUGCCAAAAUUAAUGAUUCAGCUUUAUUCGCACUUCGAUUUUAUUUACGGAAUAUACAGAUGAUGCACGACAAUUUCAUUAUUAUUUCUGAGCUUGAAAUUUUCAUUAAAACAGCUGUGUACAAAAUAUUUCUUGGUUUGUAUGGUACUUUCAAAUGUAUAAAAUGAUAUACGGUUUAGUUUGGUACCUUGUAGGUGUGAUCAGGCGUGUACAUGUUCCUCCAAAAUGAAGAUUGGAUCGUUCAACAUUUUGAAAGAAGUGGCCUUUCAGUUCGCAUUGUUAUUGUUAGUACAUGGUUUGGAUGGGCGAUUCAAUUUAUUUUGUUGUUUACUGUCAAUAUUGUGUUCAAAGUAAAUUAUGUGUUUUAUAAAAAAAUAAAUUAUUUUUUCUCUGCAGGACGACUUAUUUUUUUUUUUUUCAAAUGUGAUUGGUUGUCUAAACUUGUGUUUGACAGAGUGGAAGUCCUGUUUGUUCAUGACCAUACUAUUAAGGGAAACUAGACCCGUAUUAUCAGCGUUUUAAAUUUAGACUAAGGCUAGUCAUAUGACAAAACUUUACGUGAUUUUCUCUUCUGCAACGGCAGAGUUCCAACAUUU